This is a messenger RNA of Pimephales promelas (fathead minnow), 3755 nucleotides long. The record is from RefSeq and is a predicted model, not a curated record. Lineage: Eukaryota; Metazoa; Chordata; Actinopteri; Cypriniformes; Leuciscidae.
UGAGCUGAUGGGUUUCCUCUUCUCUGAGGGCAUAAAAAUGUGAGGCUGCUGCUGUCUGUCCUCUCUGUUUACCUAUCGCUUUAUUUCGUCUUUCCUCCAGCUCACCGAAAGGCUGUCUCAUUUUUGCUUUUGACUCUAUCCCACCCAAGUCAUCCCAACGAUCUGAAUCGCAGCAAACAAACUCCCUCACCGGCAGAGACGCAUGAGAGAGACUAAGAUCAUGGUUCAGCUGUCACCAUCUCGGACCAUAGAGACGUUGACUCCCUCAGAGUUGACCGUGGAGAAGGAGGAUGGCCUGGACAGCCCUAAAUCCGGGUCCCCUCGAGUGCUCACCGCCCUCCAGCUCGCCCUUAAUCCGUCCGCAACCACCUACUAUGGCUACGAGAAGUACAUCGAGGACGGCCUCAUCUGCCUCAAGCACAAGAUCCGUAACAUUGAGAAAAAGAAGCUGAAACUGGAAAGCUACAAUCAGAGGCUGAAAAAGGGGGAAAAACUAAAUCAAGACCAACUGGAGGCUGUGGGCAAGUACGAUGAGGUUGUCCACAAUCUUACAUUUGCCAAAGAGCUCCAGAAGACCAUUAGUGCCCUCACACAAGAUUUGUUGAAGGCUCAGCGGAAGAUUGUUCGCCAAGAGAAGAUCAUGAGGAUCGAACAAGACCGGAAGCGCCUGAGCUUGAUUCUCCAGGUGCAGUACGUCCUCAACAGCCUGCAGAGAGAGGACGUCCGGAGGAACUUCUGCAACUCCAGACAACAUUCCCGUUACCUGACCACAAAGGACACCGAGAGUUUGCUGGAUCUGGCAUCGUUAUUGGGAUGCAAACGAGACCAUAAGAUGAGUUUAGAGGAUCAGAUGGAACAGGCUGCUAUUGUUUACGCCGAGCUGCUGGAAGGGAAAGAAAGACCAGUUGCUGGCUCAACUUAUAAGCACAUGAAGGAGAAGCUACUUCAGCUAGUGGACUGUGGCUUUUUUGACCACCUACCACUUCCUAAAGUUGAAAUUCAAGAGAAGACUGAGGCCGUGAAGGCUGACCCUCCAUCUAGGCCUUGUAACCUCUCCACAUUAGUGAAGCUGAGCUCAAAAGAAGUCCCUCCCAAAGAGUUUCUUAACAGACGAUACCUACCUGAAACGAACGUCGCCGAGCAUAGACCGGAUGAGAAGGCUUCGCCCCGUAACUGGAAGGAUGACUUUUUGGCUAUGAAGGAAAGGGAGCCACCGGACUCAUGGGAAAUGGAGUUUUCUGAUCCUCCUGUAUCCUCUCAGUCCCCCAUACAGAAGCCAUGGAAAGGGGCAGCAGGAUUGAUUCCUAAGACCACAGACAUCCGUAAGAGACCCACGGUUGACCCCAAGGAGAAACGUCAAAAGAAGACCAAGGUUGAGCAGGACUCCAAAUCGGUGCGUUAUUUAGAGCCAUCAAACUCAUUUAUUCCAAAGCAAUUUAAUCAUUGUUUUUAUGCUUUAUACUUUCAGACUCCCGUCGCAGUGGAAGUCUUUAGCUCUCCAUCUCCGCUACCACAAGACCCUGUUCAGCGUAAACAGCAGCUGGAGACUCUAAUGGACCAGAUCUCUGGCUCAUUCAGCUUCAUGCAGGAGUCUCAUCUGGAUGGAGAAACUUCACCUGGAAACGGUCGUGCAAGGAGAUGCCGUCCAUCUCCAGGCUGCUCUACUCCUCUUGCACAAAGGGAACUGCCAAGAAGCCCGUCGGAUAGUCUUCCUCCAUCCCAGCUGAGCACUCCUUUACAGAUCCUGCUGUCUGGCGAGGGUAAAGGCUGUCUGUCAAAUGGAGACCGUUCUAUAACCAGCUCUGACCUGGAUCUACACCAUGAAGAUAAGCCACAUAAGCAAAGUGAGGGCUUCACCUCUCCUCCGCUGUACCGCAGGGGAUCCUCCAUCUCAGUCCCUCUUGAAAAUCAAGGCACUGUACAGGCAGGAAAGCAGAUGUUAUGCAAUGGCGUAUCAACCUCUGUGGUUGCGCAGACAUUUACAACCCCACCUAGUCACCGAUCCAUCAGUGCAGAAAACUUCAACAUCCACUCUGUGUUUAAUGUGGCAUCUUUGCCAAUCAGUGAGAGCUCAGGGAUGAAGUCGGAUGAGAGUGGAUUCUCUGAGUCUAUGAAUCUGAGUUACACGUCAGCCAAAACCCAGUGUUAUUCCACCGCAAGCACCCAGACGCCACCUGAACUCAACCUACCUGAAGAUGACCUACAGAUUGAAGGCCAGUACCAGCUGGAGUGUCCGGUCAGUGCAGGUGGUCACAUGUUCUCCACACCUCAGCCACAGUCUCGUCUGAGUCAGUCCUGCUACCCCCGUGGUACAGCGAGAGGUAUGACGCGUGCAGGCAGGGGUUUGGGUCACUCAUACAGAUCACCUGGUGGCUACAGAGGUGGUUAUGAGGCCUACAGAGUGAAUAUGCGUUCUCCAGGUUUCAUAUCCCAGACACACAGAGACCCUGGAUCUGCCAUUUAUAUGUCUAGAGAAAACGGGUAUCAGCAGAGCUUCAAACGAGGUGGAGGCACAGCAACUCAAAGGAGCAAUGCUGGUUGGAGUGACUCUUCUCAGGUGAGCAGCCCAGACCGGGAGGGUGCAUAUCCGCUCGACUCGGGAAUCAGUGACACACUCUCCAUCCCGCCAAUGGAAGUGCCCAUCACGCCCCAGGGCCCACACACUAUGAUGCCCAUACACAUGUACCCGCUCAACCAACUGCGCGUGGCUUUCUCCGCCGCCCGCGCGGCCAACUUCGCCCCUGGCACUCUGGAUCAGCCGAUCUCCUUCGAACUGCUGCACACCAACAUCGGCGAAAUGUUCGACACGACCAGCGGCCGUUUCACCUGUCCUGCUGCCGGCACUUACGUCUUCCUCUUCCACAUCUUGAAGCUUGCCAUCAGCGUGCCCUUGUACAUCAACCUCAUGCGCAACGAAGAGGUGAUGGUGUCCGCGUAUGCCAAUGACGGCGCUCCGGACCACGAGACCGCCAGCAAUCACGCUGUCCUCCAGCUGUUCCAGGGUGACCAGGUGUGGCUGCGGCUUCACCGCGGCGCCAUCUAUGGCAGCAGCUGGAAGUACAGCACCUUCUCUGGUUUCUUGCUGUACCCGGACUGAGCGUCUCUCUAAAUGGCCACAAAAAGGGAGGAUGGGGCGUUUUGGAUGUUCUUUGAAAGCUACUCUGCACUUUAUUGCACUUUUGGUUACGCAUGGUGCAACUGCAUGUUUGAAAGAUGUACAAAAGUCAGUGAUAAAGCUAAUGUAGGAUGUUUUGCUGGUGAACGUUUACAUGGGUUUACCUGGGUUGUUCUUUUUAUUUGAUUAUUAUUUAAUAGACUUUUAUUUUCCAGUGUUUUUGAAAGUCUUUACUGUGUACUUGGGUGCACAAACCCGGAACCCAACGUGAAAUCCUAACUUUCCGAAACGUCUUCAGGUGUUUGUUAGAUGGCCCUGUGUUCACUCCUGUUCAUUUUAGAUGACGUUUCCCAGCCAUACAAAAGUCUGCAACAUGGUGCCUUUGUUUUUUGGGUCGUUGAACAAACGCAUCGCUUUGCAAGAAUGGAGGAUUUUUUUUUUUUUUCUGGUAAUACUUGACAUGUUGAGCACUUUAAAUUGACUUGGUGGCCUUGUUGGGGUUUUGGGUGUAUGUGUGCUGCUAAUCUGCGUGUUUGUCUGUGGAAUAAUGUGAGUGAAUCAGUUGAACACUGACUCCGCCUAGAAGGCGUUUAGGCCAAAAUUGCUCCCUCUUGUGCCUGAAAUAAAAAUGUGCAGUUCA